CGGCGUACUGCAGAGCAGGGAUGGGCGGACUCACCAGAGGUGGCAGCAACUGCCGCGCUCAGCAGCCGCGAUUCCUUCCUGACCAGCCUAGGUGGUUUCUCUCCGGCUCCCUUCCGCCGCCGCGCCGACAUGCUGAGGUCAAAGGUCACAAAUAUGGCGCUGGCCGUCCGUCUGCUCCCUCGGCCGCUGCCCGGCCGGGCCACCGGACUCCGGACUCCCGGGACCGCCGAGGUGAGGCUAUGGUUGGCCGACUUCUGCUGCUUGUGCCGCCGCCGCCUGGGCUCGAGCACGGCCGGCUUCCCUCGCUGUUCUUGGGCCUCUGUGACCCCGGCGCUGGGUGCCUGGAGCCCCCGGCGGCCGCUGCUUCGCCCGGCAGAACCGCCCCAGGCCCUGGCUUCCUAUCCUGCUUGUCCUCGCCGCAGCUACAGCUCGGAGGAGCAGCCCCAGCCGCGCCAGAAGACCAAAAUGAUCAUUCUGGGAUUCUCCAACCCAGUCAACUGGGUCCGGACUCGAAUUUACGCCUUCCUUAUCUGGGCCUAUUUCGACAAGGAGUUCAGUAUCGCUGAGUUCUCUGAGGGGGCGAAACAGGCUUUUGCUCAUGUGUCCAAGUUGCUAUCACAGUGUAAAUUUGAUCUAUUGGAAGAACUUGUAGCUAAAGAGGUGCUACAGGUACUAAAAGAAAAGAUUACUUCACUAUCUGAUAACCAUAAAAAUGCGCUUGCUGCUGACAUAGAUGAAAUUGUCUACACAUCAACAGGAGACAUCUCCAUUUACUAUGAUGAGAAAGGAAGGAAGUUUGUUAACAUCCUGAUGUGCUUUUGGUAUCUAACCAGUGCCAACAUCCCCAGUGAAACUUUACGUGGAGCCAGUGUGUUCCAGGUUAAGUUGGGGGAUCAGAAUGUGGAAACUAAACAGCUUCUUAGUGCAAGCUAUGAAUUUCAGAGGGAAUUCACACAAGGAGUAAAGCCUGACUGGACUAUUGCACGGAUUGAACACUCAAAGUUAUUAGAAUAGUCUUUCUUGGAAAAAAAAAAAUCAGCAUAUGAACGUUUUGUAAUUGCUUUGAAAAACUAAGGAAGAAAAAUUUCUGGAUCAUUUGAUCUUCACUUAAGACUGUGGAUUAAUUUUGUAUUAUCUGGAAAUGCUCCUUGCAGUAUAUGUCAUGAUACAAUAAAUCAUUUUCCACA
Nannospalax galili (Upper Galilee mountains blind mole rat) is the source of this 1187-nucleotide messenger RNA. RefSeq names its product matrix AAA peptidase interacting protein 1 (gene Maip1). The transcript has 5 exons. Gene Ontology annotation, biological process: inner mitochondrial membrane organization; protein insertion into mitochondrial inner membrane from matrix. Gene Ontology annotation, cellular component: mitochondrial inner membrane. The record is from RefSeq and is a predicted model, not a curated record. Lineage: Eukaryota; Metazoa; Chordata; Mammalia; Rodentia; Spalacidae. Gene Ontology annotation, molecular function: ribosome binding. The coding region runs from base 130 to 1014 and encodes 294 amino acids.